UGUUGAGUCCACAGUAAGAGAACAGAGAAACUGAAGACCCAAAAAGAAGCAACCAGAUCCAGAAGCUAAGAAUAAACAAAGGGAAAGUUGCUGCUGUUGUGUGUUACUUGGCCAUCCAAACCGAGUUGAGCUGGUUCUGCAGGCCUAUGCCAUUUGUGAAGAUUGUGCCCAUGGAACUCAGAUUCAUAACAAUGGCAUUUCUCGUGAUGAUGAUUCUGAUUGGCUGUUUUCUGCAGGGAAGUCAAGGGCUUAAGAUUUCAGCAUUUAACAUUCAGAGAUUUGAUCAGUCAAAAGUCAAUAAUCAUGUGACCCUUGGCAUUCUCAUCCAGAUUUUACAAAGGUAUGACCUUAUCACCAUCGAAGAAGUCAUGGAAGCUGAUAAUUCAGCAAUAACAAAACUAGUGAUGGAACUGAAUUGGUCAACUAAACUGCAAUACAAUUUCAUCACUUCUGAUUACCUUGGCCGCAGUGCAUACAGGGAAAAAUAUGCAUUUGUUUAUAAUGAGAAUAUUCUCAAGCCUAUGGCGUGGUAUCACUUUGAUGAUGGCUGUGAACAGUGUGGGACGGACACUUUCAUCCGCGAGCCUUUUAUAGUGAAGUUCCACUCGCUCACUACAAUUGUCAAGGAUUUCGUCCUCGUAGCUAUCCACACCAGUCCAAGUUAUGCUGUCAGAGAGGUUGAUGCAUUGUAUGAUGUUUGGGCUGAUGCAAGGGAUCACUUCAAUACAGAGAACAUCCUGAUACUUGGAGAUUACAAUGCAGAUUGUAGAUACGUGACGCAUAGUGAUUGGCCCCAUAUACGACUACGUCAACAUAAGAAUUUCCAUUGGCUGAUUGAUGAUGGGACAGAUACAACUGUCAGUAAACACACAAACUGUGCCUUUGACAGGUUUGUUGUGAGCACGGAAGGAUUGCUUAAGACCAUAGUUCCUGGCUCAGUCAAGGCCUUCAAUUUCCAAAGUGUUUUUGGCCUCCCUUAUGAAACAGUCAGAGAAGUGUCAGAUCAUUACCCCAUUGAACUUGACCUGGAGGAUGAUCCUAACACUGUUGAUGCAAAAUAUGGGCCAAGAAUUGGCAUCGAUGGUGGAAGGAGUGGUGGUCCAUGCAGCUGCAAAGGUGUAGAUUUAACUUCCUGUGCUGGACGAUGCGGUGCAUAUUCACCUAAUUUACCAUGCAGCUGCACUGUAAACUGUUCCAACCAUAACAGUUGCUGUGCUGACUAUGGAAAUUAUUGCAAAGGUCCCAUGUAAUGAUGGUGAGAAAGUUACCAGCAGCCAUGAAAGUCUAAUAAAAAAAAUAUUGAAUGAAUUCCAGAAACAGAGGAUAAAACUGAUAAUUGCAA
Molecule: messenger RNA, 1342 nt
Organism: Carcharodon carcharias (great white shark)
Lineage: Eukaryota; Metazoa; Chordata; Chondrichthyes; Lamniformes; Lamnidae
Product: deoxyribonuclease-1-like
Exons: 11
Coding region: 147-1250 (367 amino acids)
Biological process (GO): DNA catabolic process
Cellular component (GO): nucleus
Molecular function (GO): DNA nuclease activity
Source: RefSeq, a predicted model, not a curated record